Messenger RNA from Miscanthus lutarioriparius, 465 nucleotides. Lineage: Eukaryota; Viridiplantae; Streptophyta; Magnoliopsida; Poales; Poaceae. The record is from the annotation of a GenBank genome assembly.
AUGGGUAGUGGAGCUACUAAACGUGAAAUAUUGGAGAAAAAAUUGGAGAAAAGGCUGCAGGAUCCAAAAACAGAACCAUUAAUAUCUUUGCCUCUAGAUUUUUUGGAAGACAUCACAUGCGGUUUUUUCACUGAACGAGAACUUGGCAGGGGUGUGUGUGGAGUCGUAUACAAGGGGGUUCUCCGGAGCGGCAAAGCUAUUGCUGUAAAGAAGAUUUUUGAUACACAUCUGCUGGGCAAUGAUAAUCAAGUCAAGAAUGAGAUCCUUUGUCUUACGGAGGUCAAGCACCAAAAUGUCGUACAACUUGUUGGUUACUGUGUCGAAACCAAGUUGGAAGUGGUGGAACAUAGUGGGAAACAUGUUAUGGCUGAAAAACAUGCAUGUUUGCUGUGCUUUGAAUUUCUCUGCAAUGGAAGCCUUUACAAGCACCUUUCUGGUGGUUGGAAGUUGGAGGAACAGACUUAG